This is a messenger RNA of Neurospora hispaniola, 1916 nucleotides long. Its product is annotated as major facilitator superfamily domain-containing protein. Gene Ontology annotation, molecular function: transmembrane transporter activity. The record is from RefSeq and is a predicted model, not a curated record. Gene Ontology annotation, cellular component: membrane. The coding region runs from base 138 to 1784 and encodes 548 amino acids. Gene Ontology annotation, biological process: transmembrane transport. The transcript has a single exon. Lineage: Eukaryota; Fungi; Ascomycota; Sordariomycetes; Sordariales; Sordariaceae.
CAGACCUGGACGGGUAUAUCACCACAAGGACUCAUCAUCAUUCUUCGUUUGACUUGAUCACUGGUCUAUAUCAUUAUCUGUCUCUCGACCCCAAAAGAACCAGUUGAAAUACCACGUCAAUCCACCCCAAGGCCACAAUGGCCUCACCAACCGCCCCUCCACCCUCCGACCCGGAGAAGAUGGACCAUCACCAAAUCCACAACGUCCAACCAGCCCCAACAAUAUCAAACAACACCAACCACGACCACGACCCCGAAAAGUCCCUCGCCAUUCCCAUCGACGGAGAACCCAAAUCCAAGACCACCACAGCCCAUCCAUUUUCAGAGCAAGAAUCGGAACCCGAGCUCGAGCAGCCCAACCCCAACAGCCCCCAACAACCCGACCACGACCAAAAGAAAACGACCUGGAACGCCUCCCGCACCUCCAUCUUCCGCUUCCUCCUCAUAUGCUACUCCUUCAUCCUCAUGGGCAUGUCCGACGGCGCCAUCGGUGCUCUGAUCCCCUACCUGGAAACCUACUACUCCAUCUCCUACACCAUCGUGUCCCUGGUCUUUUUAUCUCCCUUUAUCGGCUACCUCUUGGCCGCCUUAUUCAACAACCUCAUACACCACCACUUUGGUCAACGCGGCGUCGCCAUCUUGGGCCCCGUUUGCAGGCUGAUCGGGUUCAUACCCAUGGCAUGUCACCUCCCUUAUCCUGCGUUGCCGGUGGUCAUGUUGUUCACCGGGUUCGGCAACGGAAUUGAGGACUCGGCGUGGAAUGCUUGGGUAGGAAAUAUGAGAAACGCCAAUGAGUUGUUGGGAAUUAUUCACGGGUGUUAUGGGUUGGGAGCGACCAUCGGACCGUUGAUUGCCACGAGCAUGGUAACCAAGGGCGGGUUGGAGUGGUAUACAUUCUACUACGUGAUUGUGGGGUUGAAUGGUUCGGAGCUGGUGGCGAUGACGGCCGCGUUCUGGACAGCAACCAAGGAAGUGUAUCGGGCGGGGAUUGCCGAGUCGGAGUCGGAGGCGGAGGAUGUGGCUGGUGAUGGUGGUGAAAACGAAGGAGGCACUAAUAAACGGACGACGACUCGCACCGUCAUGCGUGAUCCUAUCCCUUGGAUUGUCGCCAUGUUUUUGCUAGGUUACGUCGGCGCUGAGGUCUCCCUUGGCGGGUGGAUUGUGACUUUCAUGCUCAAGGUGCGGCAUGCGGAACCCUUCAAUGCUGGGUUGACUGUCACUUUCUUCUGGCUGGGAUUGACGGUGGGACGAGUGGUGUUGGGUUUCAUCACGGGCCGCAUCGGGGAGAAGGUCGCCAUCUCGGUCUAUCUCCUGCUGUGUAUUGCGCUGCAACUGCUGUAUUGGUUAGUGCCGAGCUUUGUUGCCUCGGCCAUCUUUGUGUCGUUCCUGGGUUUCUUCCUCGGCCCGCUGUUCCCCGCGGCUAUCGUGUCGGCUACGAAGCUGCUGCCGCCUGGGUACCAUGUGUCGGCAAUUGGGUUUGCCGCGGCCUUUGGCGGUGGUGGUGCGGCCAUCUUCCCGUUUGCGGUGGGCGCCAUUGCCCAGAAGAAGGGCGUGGCAGUCUUGCAGCCUAUUGUGUUGGCCAUUUUGGUGUUUAUCUUGCUGAUGUGGUGGUUGCUUCCUGGUGGUCUGAAGCCAGGAGGUCUGGAACGGGCGAGGGAAAACAGAGAGAAGGUGGGGCAUGAGGUACGGAAGGGGUUCAGAUGGUUGAAAGGGAAAGCUGGAAGUCCCAAUAGCCGUUUGUCGUUUGUUCAUACCGAGAGUGCAGCUGGCGUGAAUCGGGUCUGAACGCUUCAAUUGCACAAUUGCAUCGUCGAGGGAGUGUAUUGAUCGAAAGGGCAUGGUUGUAUCUGAACAUGGACAUGGCAACGGCUAGCUAAUUCAUUUGUUAUUGUUUCAUUUCUCGCGAUUUUGCAAUUC